AUACUCUGUGUUGGGAAACCGCGCUCGCUUUCGCGCUUCAAUCUUAAAAUUUAGGAAUACAGUGAGAGGGAGAGAGAUGGAGAUGGUGAACAUGGACGAUCCUCUCGAUUUCGAAUCUGAAGACCAACUUCUCAGUUCCCCUGUUAUUAAUCAGAAAAGGAAGAAAGUGAUUGGCUUGGAUGAACUUUUGACUGAUUACUUUAAGGAGAAAAGCAAAGUGAUUGAGAGGGAGUGUAAACGAGCAAAGGCUAAGAAGAAUUACAAUUCUGAUGAAGAUGACGGCGGCAAAGAAGCUUUACUAUCAAGAAAAAUUAAUGAAUGCCGCAAUCAGAUGAGAGAAAUGAGUAAUGAUGAAGAGAUAUCCACAUGGGGUGUGCAGGUUUUCGGAGAUCAGAAACCCCCACCACCGCUUGUUUUUCCUGAGCUUGGAAGUUGCGCCUUGUUGCAGUCUUUUAUGAGCAAUAAACUCCAAACUUUGAUUGAACCGAGUAUAGAAAAUGGGGACAAUUUUCUAGAAGGACUAUUGGUAAAUGGCUGGCUCUCAAAAUUGGUUUCUACAUGUUGUCAUGUAGAAAAAUUGAUAGCUAAAUGGACUUUUAACUUGAUGUUAUAUUCGUCAAAAGAAGAGUUAAGGACAUCUGCAUGUGACUUCUGGUGGAUCAUUCUUUCUCCUGAGAAUAAGGCUGAGAAGCUGCCCAUUAGAAUUGAAUGGUUCCCUAGCUACUCUGAUCUUCAAAGAGCUCUUGAUACUUAUGGUUUUCUAUUCACUUCUUCCUCACAUCCAAAAUUGUCAAAUAUGGAUUCUGGUGGUAGAGGACCACCUAAAAAUAUUAGAGACUGGAUCAAAUUUACUACUGCAUGUUGUCUUGUGAGGAGUAAACAACCGAUCUUUUCAGCUUCAGAAGCUGAAGAGUUGGUUAAAUUCCUUAUUUGUCUAUCUUUAGAUCGCCAACUUCAAGGUCUGCAGGUGCUUUUGAAUAAAUGUAUGCAAUCAGCUAUCAGUUACUUCACAGACAAGGAAUGGAGUACCAGCUGUGAGAAAAUAGCAAGGACUCUUUCUUGCAGAAUUCCCAUGGAUUUGAACUGCUUGCGAUCUGUGGAGUGUAUUUCAGGAGUAGUUACUCGUAGUAAUAACCUCCGAAGUGCAGUUUCUUAUCAGAUUCUGCUUGCUUGUUUUGAUCAUAAGGUAGUCACUGAUGAAGUAGAUAUCCUGAACAUGCUCAUAUCAAUUAAUGUGAAAGACAAAAAUUGUGAUUUUUUCAAGAUGUACAUUUACCUGGUUUUGACCGAGAACUGGCUCUUGUCCAAUCCAUCAUUGGAACUUGAGCCAGUCAUCUAUGAAAUGUGGGGAGUUUUUCUGCGGAACUGUUCAUGCCAAAUCAACGGCACAGAUUUGAGGUCUUACGCGUCUAAGGUUCGCACCAAAGCUUCAUAUCUUCUACAUGGCACAACAAAGAAAUAAUUAUUACCAAGGCAGCUCUAUGUAAAUGAAUUUGAAGCCACAAACAAGGAUGUUGAAGGUUGUAGAAAGCAACCUCCUUUUUGAGUUAUUCGGGUGUAAGAGCUACUAUUUUAGCACUAAACUGGACCACUAGUACAAGGCAGCCUCCUUUCUCAGGACCCACAAGUGACUUAUUUUUUGGGUUGUGAUAAGGCAUGGAGGGUUGUCGGCAAAUUUGCCUUUUGGAGUUAGGGAGUACUUGUACCAUCAGUUUUUCUGUAGUAGAUGGUAGUCACUGUUUUUGCAGAGAUACCUUUGUUUCAAAUCAGGGCUAUGAUUGAACAUAGUGAUUGGUUGCUGCAGAGAAUGUGCUCUAGCUGGUAAAGAGGAUGAAUAUAACCUUGUACAGGCUUGCUUGCAAUGCAUUAUGUGCUUGUUCUCUUCUUAAAUCUCGAGAGAUGGACAAAUUACUGAAAUACAAUCCUAAAUGGAGACAAGCUUCCAAAUUUCCUGGAAAAUGAUAAUUUCCUUACAAAGAGAUAAAAAGAAUGAUAAUUAAUCAACAAAUUGUCUAAAAAUCAGGAAACCAUUGAGCUUUCUAGUAUAUGAUUCACUUCCUUAUCUUUCUAUUUUUUUUCCCAAUCAAACAUGUAAAGAAAAUUUUAAUAAUUAAAUUACAGAAAUAAAAUGUUGAAUGGCACAAAAUUUUUGAAAUAAGAAAAUACAAAAAAAAAAGGUUCGGAAUUUUAAAAUCAGGUUCGGGAGGUCCGCCUUCUGGACAGCUCAGCUUUGGAAAGCCGUUAAUACUUCCAGCCUCCACUUACUUCCUACCGUCUUUGCCUUCAAUUUCUUCUCUCUUUACCUCUUCUUUUCAUUUUUGUCUCCUUCGCCCCCUCUCUCUCCCUGUCUCAUUUUCUUUGAAUAAAAUCUUAAUUACACAGUCCAGUUUGACAGAGAUUUCCUCAUUUCAGCUGUUCCUCCAUGAUUCAAUUUCAAUUAUAAGUAGUUGAGAACCUUUUCUUCUCAAAUUUUAUUGCAAACCCUGAAAGCGAAACCCUUAUUAUACCCGAAUUCCCUUCUUUACCUUUAUAUUUCAUCUUCAUUUCUGGGGAAUCUUCAAUUUUGCAGAACUACAGAUUCUUGAAUGUAAUGGUUAGAUAAUGAUGAAAGGUGAAAGAAUGGCGAAGAGAUCAUCAGCAUUUGGAAGCAUAGUAAAGAGCAGGCUCUCUGACAUUACCAAUCCUCAGUCGCAACACACUUUGGUUGGCCUCGACGAAAAGCAGCCUCCCAUUCCAAACUCCACAGAGGAUUUGAUUAAUCAGCUUCUUAAGG
Manihot esculenta (cassava) is the source of this 2773-nucleotide messenger RNA. RefSeq lists its product as uncharacterized. NCBI's taxonomy places the organism in Eukaryota, Viridiplantae, Streptophyta, Magnoliopsida, Malpighiales, Euphorbiaceae. The record is from RefSeq and is a predicted model, not a curated record. Bases 77 to 1462 code for a protein of 461 amino acids. The transcript is spliced from 13 exons.